AUGCCUUAUGGUUGCUUCCGGCCUGUCUGCGACUCCAACUCCAAGUGGUGCGAGAAGACGGCCGACAGCCUCCGAGACGUUUUUGACGUACGGAUUGCUCGCAAAUUUUUUGGGGUCGGUGCGGCCUUGUUGGCCAUCUGGGUUAUCAAUUUGACCAAAAAGGUGAAAGUUAAGCAACGACCCCAAGGUUUGAAUACCGUAGAGUUGCUGCGUAUUGCCAGUGCUUCUUUGGGCAUCGGGCCCCAUUCUACAAUGGCCACCGCCGAGCGCCUCUACACAUCCGGCUUCAUAAACUAUCCCAGAACAGAGUCCACCGCCUAUCCUCCAUCCUUGGACUUGAAGGCCUUGUUGCGACCACACGCAAGUUCCCCUCAUUCCUAUCUGCACUUUUUUGAACCUACUAUUCAUUCUAUGCUCGGUCACUUUGAGCCUUCUCAAACCUUGUAUCUUUUUUUCAAGGCCAAUCAUCCUAAAUGGGGUAGUAUUGUUUCCGAACUGCUCAAAACCGGAUAUUCCCAACCUCGUGCUGGCCACAAUGCGGGCGACCACCCUCCCAUAGCGCCGAUGCGUCUCGCUCUUGACCUCUCGGGCGACGCUGCUCGCAUCUAUGAUUACGUAGCACAACACUUCAUCGCCACUGUGAGUGAUGCUAGUCUCAUCGCACAACUACCUCUUUUUGCACUGAUGCCCGAUUGUCGCUAUGAGGUGACAACAGUUCUGAUCUCAAUUGGUGAUGAGAAGUUCACAGCUUCUUGUUCGCGGGUCCUGGAGCCUGGCUUUACCAAAAUUCUCACCUGGCAGGCCGUGGAAGAUACCCAGUUGCCCGACAACAUUUUGCGCGCCGGGGCGACUUUCAGUCUCGCAGACAAGCCCAGCCUAAUAGAGGGUCAAACGGGACCCCCUGGUUAUCUUACCGAGGCUGAACUCAUCACCGCCAUGGAAAAGCAUGGCAUCGGCACUGAUGCGUCAAUCCCAGUGCACAUUGAAAAUAUCUGUGAACGAGCCUACGUCGAGCUCCAACCUGGCCGUAAAUUGAAGCCCACGCCCCUUGGCAUUGUACUGGUACAUGGCUAUCACUCGAUCGAUCCGGAACUGGUGCUGCCGCACAUGCGUCGAGCUGUGGAGGAACAGCUGAACCACAUUGCCUCCGGCAACGCCAACUUUCGAGACGUCCUGCAGUUUGUAUUGGCAAUAUUUUCGGCCAAGUUUCGGUUCUUUGUGGAACACAUCAGUUUCAUGGAUCAACUCUUUGAGGUCUCAUUCUCCAGUUUGGCUGAUUGCGGCAAACCACUCUCCAGGUAA
Molecule: messenger RNA, 1302 nt
Organism: Dibothriocephalus latus
Lineage: Eukaryota; Metazoa; Platyhelminthes; Cestoda; Diphyllobothriidea; Diphyllobothriidae
Source: the annotation of a GenBank genome assembly